UAGCUUAUUUACAUUUAAUAAAAUAAAACAUAGGUAUACCAUUAUUCCGACACAAAUUAUGUAAAAUACAAAAAAACAGAAAGAAGGCAUCGAGAUGAACUCCCUUCACAACACCAUAAAACAAUUCCGUCUUCUAAACCUCAACACGGCAUUAAAGACAAUUUCUGAAUGCAAGCCUAUUAUUCCUAAUGUAAAAGUUAAGAAUGACUUGGUUUGUAAACAAAAUGUCCUGUCAUUUGCACCACGAAGUGUUGGUGUUGAAAUAAUUGAUAGGCGCAAAUAUAAUGGGAUAAAACAGGACCCGAUACCUUACAUACCUAUUGUGAACCCUCGGUCCAUCCUCCCACUGCUGGACAAGGAGUGGAGGAAGGAUGAGAUAGGGCUGCCAUCUAUUCAGCAAGAUGAGAUUCAAGCUGCGAGGUUGAUUGUCAUUAGGAGGAAGAAGAUGAAGAAACAUCAGAGAAGGAAGCUGUGGAAGAAGAUGCGGUACACUUGGGCUAGGGUAAAGCAGCACCGUCGUCAAGCCAAAGAGAAGAAAUUCCAGAACUCUCUAUUGGCUAUGGUAAAGGAAGCCAAUGAGUUCCAAGCUGAGCAGUAUGUCGCUGACAAGAUCCAGAAGGCCAACCACACUCCGCUCCCAACUCGCUGGAAACACAAACGUUUGCCAGAGUUCCUCAUCCGACAACUGCUGGGUAUUGACAAGAAGAUUAAUUAUAAGCACACCGAUGUUUACAAAGCUUGAUUAGUUUGUUCAAUUUUAAUGUAAUAUUAAAGUAGUUUUAUUUAA
This is a messenger RNA of Spodoptera litura, 787 nucleotides long. RefSeq lists its product as uncharacterized. NCBI's taxonomy places the organism in Eukaryota, Metazoa, Arthropoda, Insecta, Lepidoptera, Noctuidae. The record is from RefSeq and is a predicted model, not a curated record.